Messenger RNA from Dalotia coriaria, 3325 nucleotides. It is a transcript of the gene Bap111, whose product is annotated as Brahma associated protein 111kD. Gene Ontology annotation, molecular function: nucleosomal DNA binding; nuclear receptor binding. The record is from RefSeq and is a predicted model, not a curated record. Bases 160 to 3072 code for a protein of 970 amino acids. Gene Ontology annotation, biological process: negative regulation of DNA-templated transcription. The transcript has 9 exons. NCBI's taxonomy places the organism in Eukaryota, Metazoa, Arthropoda, Insecta, Coleoptera, Staphylinidae. Gene Ontology annotation, cellular component: SWI/SNF complex.
AAAGCUUGGCGUGCAAGCGUAUAAACUCCGGUGAAUACUUGCCUGAAAUAUAAGAAGUUCACAAUAAUUACUCCAAUUUAAUUGUUUUAAUCAAGGUAGAUUGCAUCCCAUACACAUCGGAAUAACAGUAACCUUAUCAGGUUUUCCAUUUAAGAAUCUAUGAUGGCUUUACCUGGCAACUAUAAACAAGUCUCUUCGCCGAUGGGAGGACCGCAGACGCCAAACCAUUUGCUGUUCACAGGUUCUCCGAUGACUUUCAACAUUUUGAAAGAGCGGUUAAGAGCCUCCGGAGGAGUUAGCCAAGGAUCUGGGAAGGAGACAAAUCCAUUUAUUACUACUCCUAGUGGCAAUUCAUCAUUUUUACCACAAAAAGUUGGAAAAAACACACCUCAAAAUGAUUCGAAGACUCCCAAACCACCUAAGCCACCGGAGAAGCCUCUCAUGCCGUACAUGCGAUACAGUCGUAAGGUUUGGGACACAGUCAAAGCACAAAAUCCUGAACUUAAACUGUGGGAAAUCGGCAAGAUAAUUGGCCAAAUGUGGCGUGACUUGCCUGAAGAUGAGAAGAACGAGUACGUUGAAGAAUAUGAAGUAGAAAAGGUCGAAUAUGAUAAGAAUCUCAAGACUUAUCAGAAUUCGCCGGCGUAUUUGGCGUUUGUUGCGGCGAAAAACCGUGCGGCUUCUGGUGUUGAAGAGCGCGACACUCACGAGAGAAGUCGUGAUAGUAAUAAGCAGCAACAGGCUGCUGAUCGUCGAAUUGAUAUUCAACCAGCAGAAGAUGAAGAAGAUCAAGAUGAUGGUUAUUCCGUUAAACAUAUUGCAUACGCUCGAUAUUUGCGCAAUCAUCGUCUUAUUAACGAAAUAUUUUCGGAUACGGUGGUUCCCGAUGUGCGAUCGGUUGUGACAACUGGUAGAAUGCAAGUGUUGAAACGUCAAGUGCAGUCGCUCACCAUGCAUCAGAAGAAACUCGAAGCGGAGUUGCAGCAGAUCGAAGAGAAGUUUGACGCUAAAAAACGCAAAUUUAUUGAGAGCAGUGAACAAUUCCAAGAGGAAUUGAAAAAGCAUUGCAAACCAGCUGUAGACGAUGAAACAUUCCAAAAGUUGGUCGAACGUCAAUACGAAACUCUUCGCAAAGAGCGAUUGAAGGGUCAGGACGAACAGAAAAUCAAACAAGAAGAAGCAGCUGCUUCAAAUGGCCCUCCAGCCGCGAGUAGCGAACCGGUGCAGCCGAAUGCUGCCGCUAGUGGUCCCCAGCCGACCAAUUCACUACCCUCGGACGAGGCGCAGCCACAACAAGAAGGCAUAGUACUACAUUACAUCCAGCCUGUCAAGCAGGAGUCGCCCCAGCCCGAGAUGCCAAAAACUCCACCGCAGCCAUCUCCGGUUGAGCCACCCAAGGAGCCAACCCCUGUGCCGAAUGGUAAUUAUGCUCCUCCUGAAGUUAAAGAAGAAAAGAUGCAAGUGGACGAACCACCGCCAUCACAAGCGCCAGUUCAGUUGUCGGCUGUACCACCGCAGUCCCAGCCUCCACCACAGCAGCAACAUCAACCGCUGCCAAUGGCUCAUUCUCCUGUCCCUCCUCAGCCACAACUUCCUCCGCAACAGGCACCGCCGCAUACUUCUGCACCAACAUUGCAUCAACCGCAUAGUCCCAGUAUGCACCCGGGACACCCACCAUCGCCGCACCAUGUGCCGCCUCAUCCAGGUAUGCCAAGUAUGCAGCAUCCUCCACAGCCAGGCAUGCAUCCACAUGGUGGUCCACCUCCGCACAUGCAGCCGCAUCUUGGAAUGCCCCCACAUACAGCUCCACCGCAUUCAACACCUGGCACCCCGCCGCAUUCGACAAUGUCGCCGUCUCAUCCCAGCAGUGGACCAGGGCCACAUGGGCCACCACCACACCAACAACACCCGAUGCAUGGUCAAAGUGGUCCACCAGGACCAGGGGGACCACCAGGUUCUCAUUCUCCUGGGCCUGGGCCACAGGGACAAAUGCCGCCGCAUAUGCAGGCUCCUCCCCAUUCGCCGCAUCCGCAAGGACAGCCGCCACAACAAGGCCCACCGCAUCCACAGGGUCCCCCACAUCAACAAGGCCCUCCUCAUCAACAGGGUCCUCCCCAUCAGCAGCAAGGACCACCUCAUUCUCAAGGUCCACCACAUCAACAGGGUCCUCAUCCGCCGCAUGGUCAAGGUCCUCCACAUCAACAAGGACCACAUCCUCCGCAUCAACAAGGUCCUCUUCAUGGCCAAGGUCCACCACAUUCACAGGGUCCUCCGCAUGCGCAAGGCCCACCCCAUGGUCAGGGUUCCCCGCAUCAAGGCGGCCCACCUCACUCUCAACCACUCCACUCCCACCCACAAGGGCCACCUAACGGUCAUCCUCAUUCUAAUGGCCCACCGCCAUCUCAACCCCAUCCUGGAGUACCAUCAUCACAUCCAAGUUCAACUCCACCUCAUCCAGGUAUCGCAUCUCAUCCCGGUAUACCAACGUCGCAUCCUAAUGCUCCAUCACCAACCUCCCACCCUGGUGUUCCAACACAUCCAGGAGCUCCUUCGACUCAUCCACAAGGCCCGCCUCAUUCAUCCACGCCUCCAAUUCACUCCAAUGCACCAUUAACAUCUCAUCCAGGUGGUCCCGCACCUCCACCGGGCUCAAUGAUGCCAUCCGGUCAAUACCCUUAUCAGCAUGGUCAAUAUGGACCCGGAAAUCCUCAAUCUGUACCACUUCCACCACGUCCUCCACAUCCUUCGUACCCAUAUCCGCAACAGCAAGGAUAUCACCAACCAUAUCCCCAAUAUCCGCCGCAUGGGUACUAUAAUCAACCCUAUUCGCAAUAUCCGCCGCACAUGCCGCGUCCGCAUCAUCCCUAUGGACAUCCAGGUGUACCCGAAGGGCAAGGUCCACCAGAUCACGGAAUGCAAGGACCGUACGGAUCGCAACCUCCGCCUGAAGAACGCGGAGAUGCACCCGGUGGAGGGCCUAAUGAAGGUGGCCAUGAAGGAGCCCCAUCCUCUACCACCGAGGACAAGUCUGAUAAAAUGGACAUUGAAGAGAAAGACAAGAAGGAUGAUUAGAUUCUCAAGAGAAUCUCUAAUGAGCCAGCUGAACAAUUUCUAUUUAAUAAUGCGUCUUAUUUUUCUUUUUACUUUGGUGGAGUAUAUAUGCAUUUGAUUUUAAAUGUUCAAAUUUAGAUUACUGCCUGUGUUGUAUCACGUUUUCUUACUUGCGAUGAUAGUUUUUAUGCGUACAUAAUAAAUAGUGGAUAGAAUUUUAAAGACAAAAAUACAUGUGACGACUUAAAAAUAAAAUUCCUGCACAAAAAUGAAA